Molecule: messenger RNA, 1068 nt
Organism: Ipomoea nil (Japanese morning glory)
Lineage: Eukaryota; Viridiplantae; Streptophyta; Magnoliopsida; Solanales; Convolvulaceae
Product: rac-like GTP-binding protein RAC2
Exons: 7
Coding region: 297-893 (198 amino acids)
Biological process (GO): small GTPase-mediated signal transduction; regulation of cell shape; actin filament organization
Cellular component (GO): plasma membrane; cytoplasmic vesicle; cell projection
Molecular function (GO): protein kinase binding; GTP binding; GTPase activity
Source: RefSeq, a predicted model, not a curated record
AAGUAACAGAAAGCACAUUUGACAAUUAUUUCAAAAUGGAAACAAUUUGAGGCUCCAACUAAAGUUAGCUAGCUUGCUACAUAUCUAUCUAUCCCCCACCCGCCCACUAUAACUUUUUUCAUUUAAAUCCUUAGCUAGCUUCCUCUGCUUUCUUUCAAAUUCAAACUACAUACCCCUCCAUCACUUUAUCUCAUCUUUUCAACUAUUCCUCCAUUAAUCUCACCUGGCCUCACUCUUUAGUCUUUAUCCCUUAGCUCUUCAAGAUUGCAGGAGGCUUAACUGGAAAGAAUAAUAUAAUGACGACUGCAAGGUUUAUCAAGUGUGUUACUGUGGGUGAUGGUGCUGUUGGGAAGACAUGCAUGCUCAUCUCUUACACCAGCAAUACUUUCCCUACUGAUUAUGUUCCUACAGUUUUUGAUAAUUUUAGUGCCAAUGUUUCUGUGGAUGGAAGUACAGUUAAUCUUGGACUUUGGGACACUGCAGGGCAAGAGGAUUAUAACAGGUUGAGGCCUCUGAGUUACAGAGGAGCUGAUGUUUUCUUGUUAGCAUUCUCCCUUAUUAGCAAAGCCAGCUAUGAGAAUGUCUCAAAGAAGUGGAUUCCUGAACUCAGGCACUAUGCUCCCAAUGUCCCACUUGUUCUUGUAGGAACCAAACUAGAUUUACGCGAUGAUAAACAGUUCUUAGUGAAUCACCCUGGUGCCACCCCAAUCACAACUGCUCAGGGUGAAGAACUGAAGAAGAUGAUUGGUGCUGCAACUUACAUUGAGUGCAGUUCAAAGACACAACAGAAUGUGAAGGCAGUGUUUGAUGCAGCAAUCAAAGUAGUGCUGCAGCCACCUAAGCCAAAGAGGAAGCAGCGACGGAAGUCUUCACGGCGUUGUGUCUUUCUGUGAAUCAUUUUCUACUUUACUCUCUCUCUCUAUAUAUAUAUAUAUACUGCCGCUUUUGUAACGCAAUCAAAGGUUAAUUAAAACCCCAUGGCUCUCGUACCUAUUGUUUUUUAAGGUUUAGUACAGUGUAACCACCUUUUAUUUUGUUAUCAAAGUUUAUUAUAGAUAUAUUUUUAUU